Messenger RNA from Zonotrichia albicollis (white-throated sparrow), 6254 nucleotides. The record is from RefSeq and is a predicted model, not a curated record. NCBI's taxonomy places the organism in Eukaryota, Metazoa, Chordata, Aves, Passeriformes, Passerellidae.
GGAAAAAGCUGUUCUGAGGAGCUUUUCUAAAAUUGCAGGAGUGCAGAGGAAUGCCUCAUCUGUUACCUUCACUGUGCAGACUGCCACUGGAGACCAAAAAAUGAGUAAGAUCCAUACUAUAGCACUACAGCUUCUGCAUCUUUUCUUAAACUAACAACAAACCUUCUGCAAAUGUCGCAGAGCAGCCUGAAAUGUGGUCAGCUAUCCUGAGGAGGUAUGAAUACAAGCAAGAGCGAGACAGUGAAAGAGCACCCAUUAAAACCCUCUAGAAGAUCUAUGCCAUGCCUUGCCCAGAGCCAAACACAUCCUCAGAGCCUGAGCAAGCAUUCAUCAUUUCUGCAGCCAAACCGUGUGCAGCCACAGCUCCAGCCCCAGCCUUUGAGUGCAGGGACGUCAGCAGCUGCAGUGGAUGUCGUGUCAGAACGAGCUAAAGUGGUGGAGACUUUGGAAAGCAACUUGCUUAAACUGUCUAAUACAGAAUACAGUGAUCCAUUUUCAGAUGUAGGCAAGGAAAAAGAUACAUACACAGAUGAUUCAGAACAUGGGAAUUAUGAUGCUCGUACAGAUCAGUCAUUGCUUAUUCAAAAUAAGCUCACCAGGCAGAAAACAGAACCUCGAACUAAAUCUUCUCUAAAGAGUGAUGCCAUGGCAUUAUCAGGACUCUUCUUCAAAGAUGGCAAAAAGCGCAUUGAUUACAUCUUGGUCUACAAGAAAUCAAGCCCACAGGUAGAGAAAAGAAGCACAUUUGAGAAGAAUUUGAGAGCAGAAGGGCUUAUGUUAGAACGGGAGCCAGCUGUUACCAACAGUGAUAUCAUGUUUGUUAAAAUUCACUGUCCGUGGGAGACAUUGUGCAAGUAUGCAGAAAGAAUGAACAUCAGGAUGCCUUUCAGGAAAAAAUGUUAUUACACUGACUGGAGGAGCAAAACCAUGGGCAGUUUGCAGAGGAACAUUAGAGAGCUGAAAAGCUGGUUGCCCAGAAAUCCCAUGAAGCUGGAUAAGGAGGCCCUCCCUGAUCUGGAGGAGACAGAUUGCUACACAGCCCCCUUCAGCCGCGCGCGCAUCCACCAUUUCACGAUAAACAACAAAGACAGCUUCUUCAGCAAUUCCACAAGAAGUAGAAUUGUGCAUCAUGUGCUACAGAGAACUAAGUAUGAAGAUGGAAAAUCCAAAAUGGGUAUUAAUAGGUUACUAAAUAAUGGCACAUAUGAAGCAGCAUUUCCACCACAUGAGGGAAGCCACAAAAGCAGGCAUCCCAUCAAAACACACGGAGCACAGAAUCACAGACACCUCUUGUAUGAGCGCUGGGCACGGUGGGGAAUGUGGUACAAAUACCAACCUCUUGAUUUAAUCAGGCGAUACUUUGGUGAAAAAAUUGGACUGUAUUUUGCCUGGCUGGGAUGGUAUACUGGAAUGCUUAUUCCUGCCGCCCUGGUUGGGCUCUUUGUUUUCCUCUAUGGAUUAUUUACAAUGGAUUCCAGCCAAGUAAGCAAAGAGAUCUGCGAGGCAAAUGAAACCGUUAUGUGCCCUAUGUGUGAACGCAAUUGCACACUACAAAAACUCAACGAAAGCUGCAUAUAUGCCAAGGUUACACAUUUGUUUGAUAACGGAGGGACUGUCUUCUUUGCAAUUUUCAUGGCAAUUUGGGCAACAGUCUUUCUGGAGUUUUGGAAAAGACGGAGAGCUGUAUUGACUUAUGAUUGGGACCUCAUAGACUGGGAAGAUGAAGAGGAAGAGCUGCGUCCCCAGUUUGAAGCUAAAUAUUCCCAAGUGGAAAGAGUAAAUCCCAUCACAGGAAAACCUGAACCUUUUCAGCCUUUCCCUGAUAAGCUCAGUCGACUGAUGGUGUCUGUCUCAGGAAUAUUCUUCAUGAUUUCACUGGUCCUUACUGCAGUGUUUGCAGUUGUGGUGUAUCGACUGGUAGCCAUGGAGCAGUUUGCUUCUUUCAAGUGGUAUUUCAUCAAGAAGUAUUGGCAGUUUGCAACAUCUGGCACUGGAGUCUGUAUUAAUUUUAUGAUCAUCAUGUCACUCAAUGUUGUGUAUGAAAAAGUUGCCUAUCUCCUGACAGAUUUAGAGCACCCUAGAACAGAAUCUGAGUGGGAAAACAGCUUUGCCUUGAAAAUGUUCCUCUUCCAGUUUGUCAACUUGAACAGCUCCAUCUUCUACAUCGCCUUUUUUCUUGGCAGAUUUGCAGGCCGCCCAGGAAAGUACAACAAGCUUUUUAACAGAUGGAGGCUGGAAGAGUGUCAUCCUAGUGGCUGCUUGAUAGAUCUGUGCUUACAAAUGGGAGUUAUUAUGGUGUUAAAACAAAUGUGGAACAACUUCAUGGAACUAGGCUAUCCUUUAUUACAGAAUUGGUGGUCACGACGCAAAAUGAAGAGAAGAGGGCAAUCAAUGGAGAAUAAAAUUUCUCUACCUCAAUGGGAAAAAGACUGGAAUCUGCAACCUAUGAAUCUCCAUGGUUUAAUGGACGAAUAUUUAGAGAUGGUUUUACAGUUUGGCUUUACCACCAUCUUUGUGGCUGCCUUCCCCCUGGCACCUCUCCUGGCACUGCUCAACAACAUCAUAGAAAUCAGAUUAGAUGCAUACAAGUUUGUCACUCAGUGGCGAAGACCCAUGCCUGCAAGAGCAACAGAUAUAGGUAUUUGGUAUGGAAUUCUGGAAGGAAUUGGAGUUCUGGCUGUCAUCACCAAUGCCUUUGUUAUUGCCAUUACUUCUGAUUACAUUCCACGUUUUGUCUAUGCAUACAAAUAUGGUCCCUGUACAGAUCAAGGGUACAGACAAGAAAAAUGCUUAAAAGGAUAUGUCAACAGCAGCUUGUCAGUAUUUGAUUUGAGUGAACUUGGGAUGGGAUACUCAGGAUACUGUCGGUACAGAGACUACAGAGCCCCACCAUGGAGUUCGACUCCAUAUGAAUUCACUUUGCAGUUUUGGCAUGUUCUGGCAGCACGGCUGGCCUUCAUCAUAGUGUUUGAGCAUCUUGUUUUUGGAAUAAAGUCUUUCAUUGCCUACCUAAUUCCAGACAUACCCAAAGACUUGUGUGACAGAAUGAGAAGAGAGAAAUACUUAGUCCAGGAAAUGAUGUAUGAGGCUGAACUGGAACAUUUGCAAAGAGAAAGGAAAAAGAAUGGGAAACAGUAUCACCAUGAAUGGCCUUAGUCACUACAAUGCUACAACAAAAACACUUUGGAAUUGGAGAGAGAAGUUGCAAAAUGAAGUCAAUCUGGCAUCCGUGUGAGAUUUGGUGAUGGUGUAUUUAUGUUCUUGCUAGGCAGUGCAAUUGCAUACUUUGGUGGGCACCGAGAAAUGGAUGUUUCCAGUGAUGUCAAUGAAAAGCCUUACCUGUAACUGGUCUGUGAUGAGCUCCAAUGAUAAUUGGCAUUCAGAAAUGUGCAGAGUAAAAAUCUGAACACUGUUUAAAAAAAGGCAAUGGGUUUUUCGUGCUGUUUAUGAACAUACUAUCAGCAUGAUGAAAACAGAAAAUUACCUGUGAACCUAUAGAGUAAGGGCAUGACUAAAACCAACUUACGUGAUAUCCACUACUUCUACAGCUUCUGAUUGCUCAGCUCCAUCUGUAAUGCCUCUGAAGAAAAGAGCAAUUGUUGCCUUUGUGGCCAUGACUUGAUCUUUAAGGCUUACUGUUUUGUCAGGUUUGUCCUAGUCUCUUGUUGAGAUUGUGGAUGUGGUCCUACCCUAAAAAAGGGGUCUGUGGCUGCUAAAUAUAUACUAUGCAGUUUAAAAUUUGCACAUUAGUGUCAUUAAUUUAUACAUCUAGUUGAAAACCAAAAAGUCCAAAUUCAGAAAGAAAACAGCAGCACCAGGAGAAGGUAAUUUUCUAUUUGAAAAUUACACAGCUGUUGAGUUGUCCUUGCACUUUUCUGUGUGAAAGGCCAUCUCCACACGCUUCCAGCAUGAAAGAACUGUCAUUUUCAUGCUAACUGUGUUACUGUUCCUCUUGAUCUGCCUGGGCAAUGAUUCCAUGACUUCACAGAGUGCUAACUUGAAAUACUCCCAUGCAGUGCAAAUUACUUUCUCUUCAUAUACAAUUAUAUCUUUAUAGUAUGCAAGCUUCUGCCAAUAUAUUUGAGACACACAGUAUAGUAUUGUGGCUUGCUUUUUCAGGGAAGGAGAAGAGGAGGAAUUUGUAACAAGGUUCUUCUUGUAACAGUAAAUAUUGCAGUAAUGUACACUUCUUUUAUUGGCCUAAAUAUGUCAUAACAUUGGAGCUGGAUACAGGCAAAUAUGUAUACAGAUUGUAUAUAAAUGCAUACACACACGGUAUUUACUAUUAUUAUUAUUAGUAGUAGUAUGCCUUCUUACACUUGGGGUGGAUUUUUUGAUAAAAUCACUAAAAAAGUGGAUGUUCAUUGAAGAAUCAAAUUUCAGUUUUUAUGUGCAAACAGCAUACUGCAGUGUUUCUUGUGGUUAAUAGUCACAUUUUGGUGAUGAAAUUGUCUGUUACUAUAAUACUAUAUAAUACAGGAAAAGCACUUAAUGUUUAAACAAAUUUAAGGGAUACCUUGAAGGGAAGGGAAUGGAUAAACAGAGUUACAGUGGUUCUGUUUCUCUCCUACAGUUUUAAAUAAUGCUUUUCUGUAUUGGAUGAGAAAAUCUAAAAAACAAAGAGUCAGCAAAGCACAAUAGCUACAAAGUCUACAAAUUUUGACAUUAUAUUUAGGGAUAAAGCUGCAGCAAAAUCACUGCUGGCAGAUAUGAAAAGACCUGAAUUUUUGCUAUUUACAUUAAUCUUGUGUAAUUAAAAAGUGUGAUUUUAGUAUUCACUUGCAUUUAUUAUCACAAUAAUUUUAUUUUAUUUCACUGAAAUUAAUUUCAAGAGUCAAGAGCCCAUCAAAGUAGGUAAAUAGGAUCUGUUGUAUCCAGAGAGCCUAACAUCAGACUUUCAAGUUCUUCAGUUGUUUCACCGCAUUCAUGAGCUUUCUUGAUUAAUUUCAGUUCUGUUACCAGACAAGGCACUUGUAGGAGUAUCUAUAGUACGGCAUAAAAGGAGGAAGGAAAUUUGAAGAUCAGGCCCAAUCAGGUAUAUUACCCAUUCAUUCUGUGAUAAAGGGCGGAUGGAACGCAGCUUGCCAUCUUUUGGAAAGGCUGUUUUGUUCCUUCAUCUUCUGGGUUGUGCAUUAAAUUCCUCAGAAGUCAUUAUCAGAAAAAAUUACUGCACUCUUCUUCAGUGCUAAUACAGUCACGAGGUUUGAUUUAAUUUAUUGUUUCUUUGUCUCAUUCUGUGGACUGUCACGCACUGUUUGACAGCAGUAACCGUGUUUCACAGUUUUUAUUUGUGUGCCAGUUUGUGAUAAAAAUUGAAUGCUACAGAAGGCCACAAAUGAGCUCAUUGUAAUAUUUUCUCUAAAAACAAAAUGUCUUGGCUGGCCCAAGUUACAAAGAUACAGAGUAAAAUCAGGCAAAAAUCAGAAACAUUAUUUUAUACUUUUCUGGUUUUGCUGUUGAUAUUGGCAUGUGUCAAUACAUACCAAGGCAAAUUCCAGUGGGACUUCAAAAACCACAUUAAACAAUCUUUUUGUAUUUGAGAUUUACAUUUAUAUAUAUUAUUAAUUUUUUUCAACACUGGGAUAUAAGAACGUAUGAAAGGCAAGUAUGUAGAUCUGACAUGGUGUAUUUUAUGCACUGGGAAAGGACAAAAAGCUUGGAGAAACACUCUGUAUGUCCUUUACUUUUGGAGGACAUCAACUGUCUAGCCAUUUGGUUAAGCAGAGAAACCUUUUUGCUGGACUUUGCUCAGUAUGCUGUUUUCAUUGACUGCACGUUAUUUUCCUAAAUAAUAAGGCACACACUGUCCUCAGGAAUAAUGUAUUUUUUGAAUGGUGAAUGAUCUUUUAAUAUUUUAAAUAUUGUCUUUUCAAACAAAUGACUAAUAUGACUAGACUGUGCAUGCAGGCUGCAUUUGUGAAAUUUGACAAAGCUUUAGAACCUCAGUUUGUGCAAAAAUGCUUUAGAUCAUUGCAGAUCUAAUCUAUGGAAAGUUUGCUCUAUGCAUGCGCCCUUAGAGACACUGCAUGAGCAACUGGAUUUUUUUAUAUAUGAAGUAUUUGUUCAAAAUGUGUUAAUUAUUCUUAACCAAAUUCUGCAUCUUGAUUCAGACAAAAAAUAUUUCUAUUUCAGGAAUGGCACAAAGUCCAGAUACAUGAGAUGCACCUAAUUUCUUACAACUUUUUAUUCUUAAUUUGUGCCUAAUGUAUGAGAUAUGAAUUUUGAUGAAUAAAAAAAGGAAGAUAAGAAUUCUA